CUGGGUGGCACAACUUGAAGGGCCAGAAUGGUCUAUCCUGCGCUGUCUCUCAGUAAAAUAAACAAAAAGGAAUAUAUAUUUUAAAAAGAAAAUUAAAUAAGUAGUGCAAAAAGGCAGGAACAAUACAGAAAUAUUUUUUUCAUGGUGAUCAUGGAUUCAUUGUCCAUUCAGAAAUCUGACAGCAAGAGGAGGAAGUUGUCCCUGAAACAUUGAGUGUGUCUCUUUAGGCUCUUGUACCUCCUCUCUGAUUGUGGAAAUGAGAAAAGGGCAUGUCCUGGGUGCUGGGGGUCCUUCAUGAUGGAUGCUGCGUUUCUGAGGCAUUGCAUUUUGAAUGCUGGGGAAUCUAGUAUCAAUGAUGGAGCUGGCUGAGUUUACAAUUUUCUGCAGCCUUUUCUGAUCCUUGUAGUGCCCCCCCUCCCCCCAUACCAGACAGUGAAGUACCAGCUUUCCAUGGUAUAUGGUUCCUGGUCAUAAGGCCAGUGAUGUUGUGGGGAGGGAACUGGACUCUGACGGUGGUGUCUGAAAAGAGGAUGCUGUCCAAGUUGCAUGUCAUCUUGGACGAUGACUCCCAUCCACUCCAUAAUGUACUGGUUAGGCACAGGAGUACAUUCAGCCAGAGACUCAUUCCACCGAGAUGUAACACUGAGCAUCAUAGGAAAUCAUUCCUGCCCGUGGCCAUCAAACUUUACAACUCCUCCCUCGGAGUGUCAGACACCCUGAGUCAAUAGGCUGGUCCUGGACUUAUUUCCACUUGGCACGAUUAACUUAUUACUAUUUAAUUAUUUAUGGUUUUAUAUUGCUAUAUUUCUUCACUAUUCUUGGUUGGUGCGGCUGUAACAAAACCCAGUUUCCCUCGGGAUCAAUAAAGUAUGUUUGUCUGUCUCUAUAUACAGAAAUUGGUGAGUGUCUUUGGGGACACUCAGAUUCUCCUCAAAUUUCAAAUGAAGUGUAGCUGCUGUCAUGCCACGUCUGAAACUGCAUCAAUAUGCUGGGUCCAGGAUAGAUCUUCAUCAGAGAUGUUGACACACAGGAACUUGAAACUGCUCAUUCUUUCCACUUCUGGUCCCUCAAUGAGAACUGAUGUGUUUUUCUUUCACUUCCCCUUCCUGAAGUCAACAAUCAAUUUGUUGGUCUCACUGACAUUGAGUGCAAGGUUGUUGUUGACACCAUUCGGUCUGCUGAAAUGUGUCAUUGGAACAUUGGAAUCACGGAACGCAUGCAGAUGUCUCUUGUGGAUUUGGGGAAGAAGCUUUUAGAAGCUGCCCGAGCUGGACAGGAUGAUGAGGUGCGAAUAUUGAUGUCCAAUGGUGCUCCUUUCACAACAGACUGGCUGGGAACAUCUCCACUUCAUCUAGCAGCUCAGUAUGGUCACUAUUCAACAGCAGAAGUGCUGCUUCGGGCAGGAGUGAGUCGGGAUGCAAGGACUAAAGUGGACAGGACCCCACUGCACAUGGCAGCAUCAGAAGGCCAUGCAAACAUUGUGGAGGUACUUGUGAAGAAUGGAGCUGACAUAAAUGCAAAGGAUAUGCUUAAAAUGACAGCUCUUCACUGGGCCGUGGAACAUGGUCACCAAGAUGUGGUUGAUCUCUUGAUAAAAUAUGGAGCUGAUGUUCACACACCAAGUAAAUUCUGCAAAACAGCCUUUGAUAUUGCAGUGGAUAAUGGUGAUGAAGAUUUAAUUGUAAUGCUGCAGAGGGCGAUGGAGAACCAGAUUAACACCAAUUCGGAUAGCUCUGAUACCAUCACUGUCCACAGUGCCACGCCACAAUUCAUUAUUGGUCCUGGAGGAGUGGUCAAUUUAACUGGCUUAGUUUCAACUGGGACAUCAAAGGCAUCAGAGUCGGGCAUUUCUGCAGUGCAAUUUGGGAAUUCCUCUACGUCGGUGUUGGCUACAUUAGCUGCCUUGGCAGAAGCAUCGGCACCGUUGACCCAAGCACCUGAAGCACCAGUUGCUACGGAAGAAGUGGUAACAGCCGACUCUGUAGACAGUGCCAUACAACAGGUUGUCAGCAGUGGAGGUCAGCAAGUGAUUACCAUAGUUACUGAUGAUAUUCAGCUGAGCAACUUGCAGGCAGCCAGUGACAGUAUGAAUCAUCCGAUCAUUGUCACAAUGCAGGAUGGACAGCAAGUUUUGACUGUUCCAGCGACUGAUAUUGCUGAGGAGACAGUAAUCACUGAAGAACCGUUGAUGAAGAGGCGUUGUGUUGAGAUAAUUGAAAAUCACAUUGAUAGCACAGAGAUUGAGAUACAAGAAAGUUCUGUUCCAGAAACUUGUACCCUGGACUCUGUGGAAUUCUCAGAGGAGAAAGAAGCGUUACAGAAACAGCUGGAAGAAGCCAACCGUGAGGCACAGAAGUACAGGCAGCAGCUCUUCGAGAAGGAGCAGGAGGCUGAGGCCUAUCGACAGAAGCUGGAAGCCUUUGGGCACCUGCCCUCAAACAAGCAGAUACUUUAAAAAGUCAGGUGGACAUGGAGGCAAACACAGCACUCAAACAGCCAGUGGUUCCAGAUCCUAUGGGAAGGACAGCCUUCUCUAUCACUGUGACACAAAAGGGCACGGCAGCAACCCAAGUAUAACAGUCCUGCGGGCAGAACAUGGCUCAGGCAGUUGUGCUUUAUGGUCGCUGAAAUCCUGGUGAUUGAACAGCAAUCUGUGGAUGAAAGGAUGGACAAGAUGCAGGUUGAGGACAAAGAGAUGAGACACAAAGGAAUCUACCUGUACCCAGAAUAUUCCACCAAGACUGAGUCCUUCUGAAAAGCACAGUCAGAUUCACACCUUUCCUCAAUGCCCAAGAGAAACCUGUUAUUAAAUUAGAAGGCUCUGACUCUUGGCUUUAUCUGUUGACUACUGCAUUGCCUCUGUGAGAUGCUGCAAGUGUGAAAUAUUAUCUAGACAAAAGCAGAAAGGAGUCAUGCUGGCGAUUAGUGAAAUGUAGUGGAGGUGCCAUUGCACAAUGUGGGUAGAAAUUGCCACUCACAGAGGUAACUGAGGCUUUCUUAUUUCAUUGUAAGUGUGAAGAAUGCUCUAUGGGUUUGCAGUGACUCUUCCCCUUCCUAAGAUCAUUUAAAAAGUUGAGUCAUAGAACUUUAAUAAUGGCUCUUUUUUUAAAGAAAUUCGAAAGAGGAACUCUUAACAGCAGGAAUACAUUUAAGCUAUAAAAACAAUUUGAACUCUAAAUUAAAUAACCAACUUUUCUUGUAAUUAACAAUAACAAUUGCAAAAAUGAGAAUUUGAUUCAUAAUUCUUGUCACUGAUUUUCCUAAUGGGUUCAAUUCAAAUGCCAUCAAGUUGUGUCAAUGAAUUAAGAUACUUUUAAAAGUCAAGUGUGAGAACACAACACUGGAAAGAUUCCUGGGGUGAAUUAUUCACUGUGUGAAAGGUAGAAUGCUGCCCAAUUGGCAGUGAGUCAGUGUAUUGUUCAGGAAAUGGUAGGUGAUGAUAUUUUAUACAUUGUUGUUGAUCCUGAUGCUGCUCUGACCAUGAACGGUCGUGUCUUCAUAACAAGACAUUAAUUCAACCCACUGAGCUGAGCUAAACAAUUAUACUCCAUUUUAAUUACUAUUAAUUUAUGCCAUGUGAAAAGGCUCAUUCCUUCACUAGUGGCCGGUGUUUGACAAGAUAGCACAGGGUUAGGUAGCUGAGGACUACUGUCUGCUGUCCAACGUGUUUAAAGGGAAGACACUGUAGAUUGUUUAUGUUCUGUGUUCAGCAUCUGUUCCUGGAGGGCCAGCUCGUGUCCUGCCACCCCAUCUGUGCCCAGUGCCCUUUACCUGCCUGGCCAAUGAUUUUGUUUAGUAUUUAGUUGGGACAUUUUCCACUGAGGGUUCUCAAGUGACCACUUAAAUUGGGAGUGCUGGCAUCUCACUAAGCAGCAGGACUUGAUCAAGUAUGAAAGAGACUGCCAGACUUCAACUCCUGGCUUCAUGUAAAUUGAGAUCCAGUUUAUUAAAAACUACAGUGAAUUCAGAGCAUUUCCUCAGAUUUCUCUUUCAGCCUACCCUUGUAAUUGUAUAAACAAAGAUGAUUACAAAUCUUCCACUGUAUAAUUUUGUAUCAAAUAAAAACUUUCUU
This is a messenger RNA of Hypanus sabinus (Atlantic stingray), 4072 nucleotides long. It is a transcript of the gene gabpb1, whose product is annotated as GA binding protein transcription factor subunit beta 1. Gene Ontology annotation, molecular function: protein binding; transcription cis-regulatory region binding. Lineage: Eukaryota; Metazoa; Chordata; Chondrichthyes; Myliobatiformes; Dasyatidae. The transcript is spliced from 10 exons. The record is from RefSeq and is a predicted model, not a curated record. Gene Ontology annotation, cellular component: nucleus. The coding region runs from base 1184 to 2455 and encodes 423 amino acids. Gene Ontology annotation, biological process: positive regulation of transcription by RNA polymerase II.